Messenger RNA from Oryza brachyantha (malo sina), 2524 nucleotides. Its product is annotated as G-type lectin S-receptor-like serine/threonine-protein kinase At2g19130. The record is from RefSeq and is a predicted model, not a curated record. Gene Ontology annotation, molecular function: ATP binding; protein serine/threonine kinase activity. Gene Ontology annotation, biological process: protein phosphorylation; recognition of pollen. The transcript has a single exon. The coding region runs from base 1 to 2514 and encodes 837 amino acids. NCBI's taxonomy places the organism in Eukaryota, Viridiplantae, Streptophyta, Magnoliopsida, Poales, Poaceae.
AUGCCUGGUCCUCUUCUUUAUGCUCUCUUCGCGCUCGUCCUCUUGCUCGGCGGCGGUCCGGCGUGUUCGGCCGCGUCGACGGACACCGUCUCGCCCGGCGAUGUCGUCGCCGGCGACGAUAGGGUCGUCUCCAACAACGGCAAGUUCGCGCUCGGCUUCUUCAGAGCUCCCGUCAACACAGACGGCGGUGAGUCGUCUGCUCAAAAAUGGUUCCUAGGCAUAUGGUUCAACACGUUGCCCAGCCGCACCACGGUAUGGGUGGCGAACGGUGCAGACCCAGUCAUGGACGGCGCCUCCGCCGACUCGCCGGAGCUCACCGUCUCCGGCGACGGCGACCUGGUUGUCCUACACCCAGCCACAAAGUCAAUCACCUGGUCAACCCAGUCAGCCAACGUUUCAACCAAGAACACCACCACCAACAACACUGCAGCUGUCCUCCUGAACAGUGGAAACCUCGUACUGCUAGAAACCUCAAACCUGUCUGAUCAACCUCGUACACUGUGGCAGAGCUUCGAUCACCCAACCGACACUCUCCUCCCCGGCGCGAAGCUCGGCCGCGACAAGCUCACCGGCCUGAACCGCCGUCUCGUCUCCAGGAAGAGCAUGGCCGGCCCAUCCCCUGGACCUUACUGCUUUGAGGUAGACGACGACGCGCCUCAGCUCGUCCUCAAGCUCUGCAAUUCCUUUAUCACCUACUGGUCAAGUGGAACAUGGAAUGGUCACUACUUCAGUAACAUCCCUGAGCUGAUCGGCUUCACACCCAAUUUUCACCUUGCAUUCGUCAACAACAGCAGAGAGGAGUACCUCCAGUUCAACGUGACAAUUGAAGUGGUGACACGCAACAUCAUCGAUGUCAAUGGCCAGAACAAGCAUCAGGUUUGGGUUCAGAGUUCACAGGAUUGGUUGACACUGUACUCCACUCCAAAGAUUCAGUGUGAUGUGCAUGGCAUAUGUGGGCCUUUUUCAGUCUGCAGUUACAGUUUGCUUCCACUCUGUAGCUGCAUGAAGGGAUUCUCUGUCAGCUCAGUGAAGGAUUGGGAGCAAGGUGAUCGAACUGGUGGUUGUGUGAGAAAGAAUUCACUGGAUUGUGUAGGUAGCAACACCAGUGAAGCAGCUUCAACUGAUAAGUUCUACUCCAUGUCUAAUAUCAUCUUGCCUGACAAAGCUCAAAGCAUUCAGGAUGUCGGCAGCUCAGAUGAAUGCUCGAAGGCUUGCCUCAGCAGCUGCUCCUGCACUGCUUAUUUCUAUGGCAGUAAAGGAUGCCUUGUUUGGCACACUGAAUUGCUCAAUGCAAAGCUGCAGCAAAACCACGAUGGAACGGGUUCCAAUGGAGAAAUCUUGUAUCUCCGUCUUUCAGCAAGAGACAUGCAGACCAGCAACAAACAUAGAGUGACAAUUGGUGUCGUCGUUGGUGCAUGCGUUGCUGCUUUCGCUGUACUGGUGUUCAUCGCAGUACUGUUAAUCAUCAGAAGGAAAUGCAAAAGCAGCAGUGAAAAUUAUGGCAGCCUCAUUGCUUUUAGAUACAAAGAUUUGCGUUCUGCAACCAAGAACUUCUCCGAAAAGAUAGGUGAAGGUGGCUUCGGUUCAGUCUUCAAGGGCCAGCUGCGUGAUUCGACCGGUAUAGCCGUGAAAAGACUUGAUGGUAGCUUUCAGGGUGAAAAGCAGUUCAGAGCUGAAGUUAGGUCCAUUGGAACCAUCCAACAUAUCAACUUAGUCAAUCUGAUUGGCUUCUGCAGCGACGGCCACAGUAGGUUUCUCGUCUACGAACACAUGCCGAACAGGUCACUCGAUAUCAAUCUUUUUCAGAGCAAUGGCGAGUUCUUGGACUGGAGCACUCGGUACCAGAUAGCCAUUGGUGUUGCUAGAGGUUUGUGUUACCUGCACGAGAGCUGCCAUGACCGCAUCAUCCACUGCGACAUCAAGCCGCAGAACAUACUGCUCGACGCAUCGUUUCUCCCCAAGAUUGCAGACUUUGGGAUGGCAAAGUUUGUAGGGAGAGAUUUCAGCAGGGCUCUGACCACCAUGAGAGGAACCAUGGGGUAUCUUGCACCCGAGUGGAUCAGUGGGACAGCCAUUACACCAAAGGUAGAUGUUUACAGCUAUGGAAUGGUGCUUCUGGAGUUAGUGUCAGGUAGGACGAACUUAGCCAGGUCAGAAGAACAGUCCUCUACUUCUGCAUCCACUAACACUAGUGACAACCAUGCUGUCUACUUCCCAAUGCAAGCUUCCAGGAAGCUUCUAGAUGGAGAUGUGAUGAGCUUGCUGGACCAGAAGCUGUCUGGUGAAGCAGGCUUCAAGGAGGUUGAGAGAAUCUGCAAGAUCGCCUGCUGGUGCAUUCAAGACAACGAGGAAGAUCGGCCGACGAUGGGUCAAGUGGUUCAGAUUCUCGAGGGUGUGGUGGAUUGUGACAUGCCCCCGUUGCCAAGGUUUCUUCAGAGUAUCUUUGAGAGGCCCUCUUCUGAUAGAAACAGCUCGUCAGUUCUCCUUCUUGUCGGUACCGCUGAUUGCCGAUGAGAAUAUCAGU